AUAAUAUUGUCGUUUUAUACAGGAGCCUCUGUUGUGUCAUUUAGAAUUUUACCAAACAAAACAAUAACAACCUCUUGAAUUAAGAAACAAAAUAAAUUCUAUAUAAGUUAUAAAUACAAUGAAGAUUUAUUAAUUUCAACGUACUGUUAUUUUUCUUCCAUAAGUCUGGUUACGUGUGUUUAUAUUCACAUAAAAAUGGACGAUGACGAUUACUGGAAUACUAGUGAAACAAAAGCACAAGCAUUAAGUUUCGACGAUGAUGUUCUGUCAGCUCAAGAGAUCAUAGCAAUUGGUCAGACACCAUCCAUAGGUAAAGAUGAAGACAGCAUUUUCAGUACCAGUAAUGUGAAGACUGCACUGUUACCGCUAUCCAGUCUUGUGUCACCUAAAGUAUUGGAUUUAAUCCUCAUAGCACAAUCUGGGAAAGAACCAUACAAGGAAUCAAAGUCAGAACCAGAAGAAACUGUUGCAGUGACACUCAAGAGAUUGGUUCUUGGUCGGAAUUGUACCCUCCAUGUGCACAGAAGUAUUAAGAGCAAGAAAGAAUUACUUGAUGGUGCUAUAGCCAUCGGGGAUGGAAAUGCCAUACUGAGUGUGGUACUGUUUUUGAUUCAAACCUUAAACAAGAAAUUAGUUUAUGAACUACUGUCAUCUCGCCCAUUAGCUUUAAAUCAUUAUAUAAGUUUCUUGCAAAAUGAGGGAAAGAUAACUGAACUGACAGAUUUACUUACUAUGCUCGGAAGGAGUUCAGAGGCUGCAAUUUACCAGUACCAACAUCAUGUGAAAACUCAAGGCAACAAUGUUGAUGGUUUGAUCAAGAAACUAGCGAACUUGUUGGCGAACCACUUUAGUCAGCCUGCAGUGGAUGCCCAACAGUCGAAAUUAGUCGCAGAUUAUGUUAAGUUAUUAGAAUGGCAGAAAUACGUCAACAAGCAAGAACUGAACAAUACCUCGCCAUUACACUGUCUGGCGUAUUGUUGUACUAACCACUGGCACGAGACAGCUGGCAACAUGAUGUCCCCAAUGACAGUUUGUCAGCGACAGCAGAUCAGUCCCCUACAGUAUGACUGGGUUGUGUUGAAUGUCCACGCGAAAUUAAACAAAUGGGAUAUAGUGGAAACUUUAUUCACGAAAAAGGAUUGGCUGGGCCGCACAACAGUGUCGUCACACAUUCCAAUCGAAACCUUACUAGGCCGCCUGAGCGAGUUACAAGCAAGCAUGAGGCUUAUGGCCACAUGUGUCAAUAAAGUGGCCAGUGCAGACGAUAGAUUGAGAUUGGCACAGAUGUAUAAGAUACAUUCUGUCGUGAUAGAAACAUUUGCUAAACAAAAGGACAGAAUAGCAUUAACAAGUUAUAAGAUGACACUGAGUCCGCAAUCUGAGGAAUAUAUAUUAGCCGAAAAUACUCUGAGGGAUAUGUCCAUCAAAUGGAAAAACUAAUAUCAAUAAAUCGGACACGAAACUGGCUUCUUCAUCAGUGUUUUGUACUUUUAUUGCAAGUGUGACAUACGGUUAACAAGUGAGUGUCGAAUUCUUUUGCAUAGUAUUCCGUGACAAUACUACAUAAGAAAUAGUAACGUGUAAAAAUAUAAUAGUUGUUCCACCAAAACCAAUCACUGACUUUUGUUUUUUUUAUGUUAUAUCUUCUAUGAUGUUUGUAUUCUUACAUCUAUGAGCGUUAAUAAGAAGACAAAAUAGAUCAUAGAACAAUUAAUAUAUUUAAUAUUUACUAUUUUUUUAAAGAUAUGAAGGCAGUAAUAUUACUAAUAUUACUGUCUUCAUAUCUUAAAAAAAAGACAAAAUGUUCAAUAAGUGUUUAAUUUUAAGCAUAAAAUGCUAAAAAAGAAAAGAAUAUUAUAAUAAAAGGUAAUAGAAAUAUAA
Galleria mellonella (greater wax moth) is the source of this 1881-nucleotide messenger RNA. RefSeq names its product spermatogenesis-defective protein 39 homolog (gene Vps16B). Bases 196 to 1440 code for a protein of 414 amino acids. The record is from RefSeq and is a predicted model, not a curated record. The transcript has 11 exons. NCBI's taxonomy places the organism in Eukaryota, Metazoa, Arthropoda, Insecta, Lepidoptera, Pyralidae. Gene Ontology annotation, cellular component: cytoplasm. Gene Ontology annotation, biological process: intracellular protein transport; vacuolar transport.